This is a messenger RNA of Serpula lacrymans var. lacrymans S7.9, 1226 nucleotides long. RefSeq lists its product as uncharacterized. Bases 391 to 1137 code for a protein of 248 amino acids. The record is from RefSeq and is a predicted model, not a curated record. The transcript has 7 exons. NCBI's taxonomy places the organism in Eukaryota, Fungi, Basidiomycota, Agaricomycetes, Boletales, Serpulaceae.
GGCAAUGUCACGUUACGGUGCACCUCAUUAUCAUAAUCCGAGCAAAGAGACACAUUCUCUGUUUUGACCUUUUUGCAGUCACCAGGAGGAGUACCAGGGCUGACGUGAAGAUGCCGAGAUGCUACCGUAAUGACAUUGAACUAUUAGCUUUGCCGAGGGCAUUUGCGCAAACAUGCAAAGAAAACACGAUGCACGAACCCUGACAAGCCCGUGUUACUACCAAACUUGGCUAGAACACACCAAAUUCAACUGCCGAUAGGAGGUCGACUAUAAAAGCACUGCUCUCAGAACGAAAAAUUCUCAUCCAGUCGACUUCCUGUCUUCGUUCUUUCCUCGCAAUCCCCUUACUUCAGUAGCUUUAUCAGCCUCACCCCCACAAUCUUUAUAACAAUGCGCUCUUUCAGCUCCCUCUCCGUCCUGUUCACCGUCGCCCUCGGCGCUUUCACCUCCGCUGCCCCUGCAUCGUCCCCCGUUGCAGUUCUCGCUGGCAAAGCAGCCGGACUCCCUGCUCUCCCUGCUGUUGGGGAAGUCACUCAACAUCUUCCUGCCGCUGCUCGUGGACUCCCUCAGGUGCCUGAUGUUAGCAAGGAAGUCAACAAAGUUAAGGAGACCGCUCAUCUUGCCCGUGACUCUACUCCACGUUCGAUUGCUAUGAUUAUGACUGGUUCGUUCUCUGAGAUUGCUCCGUACUGCCAGCAACUCCAAUAUGUCAACGCUAAGAAUGCUACCGUGGUUGCUAUUACCCCUGCUGUCACCAAGAUCAGGACUUCUUUGACUGCCGCUGUCACUGAGAUCCAGUUGCUCAAGGGUCAACCCCUUUCUAUCAUCCUCCGUGCUGUUGAUGGUGUUACUAUCCUUACGGUGGCUGGGCUUGCUCAGAUCAUCGCCAUCGACCUUGCUAUUAUCUUCCGUGCUCUCGGUGCUGUGUUGGCUGUCGUUACUAUUGACGCUCAUGCUGCUGUCUUUGCUUUGCUUGUGACUGUCGGAGCUGUUGUUGGAACUUUGCUGCAGGUUGUGGUCGGCCUUGUUGCUGGUCUCGCUGUUGCUGUUUUGGGACUGCUCGAUGCUACCGUCAAGAGCAUCAUCGUUGAACUUAGCCUCAAGCUGGUCAUCAGUGUUCUCGGAAUCACUGUCUAAUUUUAGACACACGGUAUAUUCGUUGAUGGCUUGCAUCUCUGGUGUCAUCGUAUUUUAGUGCCUCAUCUAAUAUAUCUUUUUCUGUCAUC